GACAUUAGCAGACCCGAAGAUUGCGCGAAACCCUCUUUCUAAACAAUAGUAUCUUUUCGCUUCAAAUUUCAUUUAGAUCCAAAAUUUCUGAAUCAGUGAAGAAUCUUAGAUUCUGUGGGAAAAGCUUCUCAAUCUUUGACGAAGAUAAACAACAAUGUCUUCACUUGCGGCUGCUAGAGCAGACAACUUUUACUAUCCCCCAGAAUGGGAACCGAAUCAGGGUUCGCUGAACAAGUUUCAUGGUCAACAUGCCUUGCGAGAGAGGGCGAGAAAAUUAGAUCAGGGUAUCCUGAUUAUAAGGUUUGAGAUGCCUUUUAAUAUAUGGUGUGGAGGAUGCAAUUCAAUGAUUGCAAAGGGUGUCCGGUUCAAUGCAGAGAAAAAACAAGUCGGGAAUUAUUACUCAACAAAGAUAUGGAGCUUCACUAUGAAAUCUGCCUGCUGUAAACAAGAGAUUGUCAUUCAGACUGAUCCUAAGAAUUGCGAGUAUGUCAUUAUUAGUGGUGCCCAGAAAAAAACAGAAGAUUUUGAUAUUGAGGAUGCCGAAACUUUUGAAUUGCCUGCUGAUGAAGAGAAGGGUAAGCUUGCAGAUCCAUUUUACCGCCUUGAACACCAGGAAGAAGACUUGAAGAAAAAGAAGGAAGCUGAACCAGUGAUCGUACGUCUCCAGAGGCAGUCUGAUGCAAGGCAUUCAGAUGACUAUUCUCUUAAUAAGACUCUCCGUGCCCAACUUAGAGGUCAAAAGAAAAGAGUUGCUCAAGAAGAAAAUGCUUCCAAGAAAAGAGGCCUUGGCAUAAGACUUCUUCCAGCUACUGAACAAGAUUCUGCCACGGCAAAAUCAGUGAAAUUUCCAGCUAAGUUUGAGAGAAAUAGGAAGGACAAGAGGGCAUUGAUCAAUUCUGAAUCUAUCUUCUCUGGAGUCUCUAGCUAUUCGAUAUCUGACAAGAGAAAACAAGAGCUAGAGUCAAAACGAAGAAAAAUUUGUGCCACUUCAGCAUCCAACCUUCUAGCUGGUAGGGUAAAGCCAUCAUCAUGGUCACAGUCUUCAACCAAGCAAAAGGGAACUAUGAGACGUUAGAAAGCUGAAACAUGUCUGUGACAUUGGUUAGCACUGGUCAUUGACAACCUUGGUGGCAAUUGGCAUUGGAAUUUUGUACAUAAAAAGUUGCUUUUGUGUGAUAACUUUGUAUUAUGUUUUCGGUUGUGAACCAUGCAUGAAUUUGUUAAUGGAAGUAAUUAUAUUUUUUAUGGUAAUUUUAUAUUAUGUUUUCGGUUGUCAACCAUGUAUGUUAAUGGAAGCAGUUACACACAGACUAAGAAAGCUUGUUUCCUCUUCACCUUAAUAUAUAUUGGUAAUUUGUUUUA
Glycine soja is the source of this 1362-nucleotide messenger RNA. Its product is annotated as coiled-coil domain-containing protein 130-like. Gene Ontology annotation, cellular component: U2-type spliceosomal complex; post-mRNA release spliceosomal complex. The transcript has 7 exons. Lineage: Eukaryota; Viridiplantae; Streptophyta; Magnoliopsida; Fabales; Fabaceae. Bases 155 to 1075 code for a protein of 306 amino acids. Gene Ontology annotation, biological process: mRNA splicing, via spliceosome. The record is from RefSeq and is a predicted model, not a curated record.